Molecule: messenger RNA, 348 nt
Organism: Laetiporus sulphureus 93-53
Lineage: Eukaryota; Fungi; Basidiomycota; Agaricomycetes; Polyporales; Laetiporaceae
Exons: 2
Coding region: 1-348 (115 amino acids)
Source: RefSeq, a predicted model, not a curated record
AUGGCGUACUAUGGCAAUGACCAAUUAGACUCGAGCCAUACGCUAUGUCAGCCCAACCUCCUUGCUGGCUGCUCUCGUUGCAUCAUCAGGAACUCCUCUAUCUGCUGCUUUCUAUGCUCUCCUGACCACUUCACCAGUCAAACAAGUCACUCUGAGCUGGUGAUCCUGGCUGCCACACGCAUCUCAAUUAUUCGCAAAGAUAAUGUCAUGACCGAUCAGGCGCACAACCUCAUUACAGCCCUGGACGAGUUUCGCAGGAAGCACAUGAAGGAGAAGUUUGGAGAUGCUGUUUUGAAGAAUAUGGGCCCCAGAGUUGUGAUGCGGAUGCCGUUCUCGAGCGGCUGGUAG